This is a messenger RNA of Candidula unifasciata, 1002 nucleotides long. The record is from the annotation of a GenBank genome assembly. NCBI's taxonomy places the organism in Eukaryota, Metazoa, Mollusca, Gastropoda, Stylommatophora, Geomitridae.
GUAAACCUAGUCAGAAUGGAACGAUUAAAACUGAUGAGUUUAGCAGCGCUGGUCAUUCAAUCGUCUCUAGUGACAAUGACAACUCGUCACUCACGGACCAAGCAUGUCGAUGGACACAGGUACCUACCAACCACAGCUGUUGUGUUGUCAGAGUUCUUCAAGGUCAUCAUUAGCAUUUUUGUCCUAGCAGUGACAGUUCGUAAGUCAUUACUUUCGCAUUUAAUCUCCCUGGGCAAUGACGUCAUCAGAUGUUGUGUACCAGCUGUGCUGUAUACGGUGCAAAACAACCUGCAGUUUGUGGCUGUCAGUUAUUUAGAUGCAGCAACUUUUCAGGUAACCUAUCAACUGAAGAUUCUGGCCACUGCCGUGUUCUCUGUUUGCUUGCUGCGACGACACCUUGAUGCCUUGCACUGGUCAUCCUUGCUGUUGUUAACUAUUGGAGUUGUUAUUGUCCAGUUCCCGAAAUCAGGUGAGUGCUCCACGAGUAAAAAGCCAUGUGACGCCAAUGGAGGUCAUAGUUCAGGGAUGUUUACAGGGGUCAUCGCAGUGCUGAUCAUGUGUCUCAGCUCAGGGUUUGCUGGCGUCUACACGGAGAAGAUCAUCAAAUCCACAUCGAGCAUUGAGUCCCUGUGGCUGAGGAACUUACAGCUGGCUGCGGCGAGUGUCUUUGUUGGAGCUGCGUGUGUUUACUUGAAUGACGGAGCAGCCGUGGCCAACUCCGGGUUCUUCCAGGGAUACGACACUUUCACCUGGGUUGUUAUAUUUCAACAGACCAUCCUUGGCCUUAUCAUUGCCUUCGUGAUGAAAUACGCUGACAACAUUCUCAAAGGAUUUGCCACCUCUGUUGCCAUCGUCAUCACAACUGUGAUCUCUUCACUUGUUUUACACGACUUGCAGUUGUCAAGCUCCUUCCUUGUUGGAACCUCCAUGGUGAUACUCUCGGCAUUACUCUAUAGCAUGGAUAGAAAUGUGAAUAUAUCAAACUCAGAAACUGUGAUAUAA